AUGCCAGACGGAAUCCCCUCACCUCUGAAGCCCGAAAACUAUCCCUAUCAACUGGGCUCCUUCGGACGACCUAUCUCCACCAAAAGCCCUGAAGCUCAGAUUUGGUUCAACCGCGGUUUGACAUGGACAUAUACGUUCAACCAUGAACAAGCCAUCUACUGCUUUGAACAAGCGAUUGCCCACGACGCAACUUGUGCUAUCGCCUACUGGGGCAUAGCAUAUGCUAGUGGCCCCAACUUCAAUCGGCCGUGGGGCGCAUUUGGGCCAGAACUACCAAGUGUCAUAAAGCAAAAGGCUCUUAUUGCCGCCAUUGCAGCUCGCUAUGAUAGCGAUGAGGUUGCUGACCUGAAGCAAUAUGCGCUCCAAGAUGUCACUUACGCUGAUGCCAUGGAGCUCGUGUAUGAUGAAUUUGAAGAUGACUUGGAUGUGGCCGUUGUCUAUGCCGAUGCGGCCAUGAAUCUCUCUCCCUGGAAGCUCUGGGACCUAGUUUCUGGGAAACCAAAUCCGGGCACGCGGACUCUAGCAGCAAAAGCAGCUCUCGAAAAGGCUCUUGGCCAGAAAGGCGCUUACCAGCACCCCGGUCUGCUGCAUAUCUACAUCCAUAUGGUGGAGAUGUCACCCAAUCCAGAGCAGGGUCUGGUAGCAUCCGAUCACCUACGCAAUUUAGUCCCUGAUGCUGGACAUGUCCUGCACAUGCCAUCUCACCUCGAUGUCUUGGUGGGCGAUUAUCGAGCAGCCAUCAUCGCCAAUCAGCGGGCCGUCGUUGCCGAUAACAAGGCUGUUGCCUUGACCGGUGCAGCUAACUUCUACGCAGUCUAUCGCUUGCAUAACUAUCAUACGCUCAUCUAUGCUGCGAUGUUCGCGGGUCAAAAGCAAACCGCGCUCGGUGCUGUUGAUGGAAUGGAAAGGAGCUUGCCGCGAGAGCUGCUUCUUACACUGGCAGAUUAUCUGGAGGUAAUCUUAUCUGUGCGAUCUCAUGUGAUGGUGCGAUUCGGCAUGUGGAAUGAAAUUAUUGCUCUCCCUGUUCCCGAUGACCCUGUGCUUUACAGUGUUACCACUGCAACCAUCCAUUACGCCAAGGGUGUUGCGUACGCGGCGAUGGGCAAUGUUCCUGACGCUGAGCGACAGCGGGAGCUAUAUACCGAGGCAGCGAAGAGGGUGCCAGAGACCCGACUCAACUACCCCAACAAAUGCGUCGAUAUUCUAGGCAUCGCGAGUGCUAUGUUAGACGGCGAAAUUGAGUACCGUCGAGGCAACUACACAAAGGCAUUCGAGCACUUGUCACGCGCCGUCGAGCUUGACGAUAGAUUGGGUUACGGUGAACCAUGGAGCUGGAUGCAGCCUGCUCGCCAUGCACAUGCUGCAUUAUUGCUGGAGCAAGGGCACGUUGAGGAUGCCGCGGCGGUGUAUCGCAGUGAUCUGGGGCUCGAUGACUCGGUUAUUCGCGCGCGCCGGCACUAUAACAAUGUUUGGGCGCUGCAAGGGUAUCACGAGUGUCUGACUCGGCUAGGUCGGACCGAAGAAGCCAAUAUGAUUCAGCCACAGCUGCAGAUUGCUUUGGCUGUUGCUGAUGUUCCUGUGAAAUCAUCGUGUUUUUGUCGACUGGACACGUCUGAGGCACCGAGAAUGAAAAACGCUUGUUCGUCAGGAGGCUGUCAUUGA
Penicillium chermesinum is the source of this 1662-nucleotide messenger RNA. Its product is annotated as tetratricopeptide repeat protein. The record is from RefSeq and is a predicted model, not a curated record. Gene Ontology annotation, cellular component: intracellular anatomical structure. The coding region runs from base 1 to 1662 and encodes 553 amino acids. Lineage: Eukaryota; Fungi; Ascomycota; Eurotiomycetes; Eurotiales; Aspergillaceae. The transcript has 2 exons. Gene Ontology annotation, molecular function: protein binding.